Messenger RNA from Coprinopsis cinerea okayama7#130, 702 nucleotides. RefSeq lists its product as hypothetical. The transcript has 3 exons. Bases 1 to 702 code for a protein of 233 amino acids. The record is from RefSeq and is a predicted model, not a curated record. Lineage: Eukaryota; Fungi; Basidiomycota; Agaricomycetes; Agaricales; Psathyrellaceae.
AUGGCGAAGUGGGAUGGAGGAUACGAAGAAGGUCGAGCUCGCGUUUUCACGGCGGUUAACUCUGCGUGUCAUGACCGAGAUAGAUUCGAGGAUUGGUUCUUUGACAACAUCGGCGGUCCCUGCAAUCAUGAAGAGUGCAUUAAGUUUCCAGGUGGUUGCAUGUUAACGGCGGAGGGUCUUGGUUGCGCUCCCUGUAUCAAGAAGGGAAGACCGUGCCCCUGGAAAGACGCCUACAUUAUCACCGUCAUUCUUGGGGAGUUGGAGGUGCCCUACGGGAAAGCAUUCCAGUUUUUCACCAAACUCCUCAAAGACCCCAUCUUCCGCGAUAUCCUUCGCGGGGAAUACUCUAGGAACCCGGAUCCAAGCGGUGUUCUGAACCCCGUCCAGAUUCAAGGCCGGCUCCAUGAAGUUGAGUUGGAACUGAAGGAGGCCCGCGAGGAAAUCGAGCGCCGUGAUGCGAAGCUCAAGAGGCUCAUUGAGGACCUUAAAGAAACCAAAGAGAGGCUGGCUGACUGCAAACGAGAGCUUUCAAUCUAUACGCAGCGCCAGGUUGAGCUCGCUCCCGCAGGUUCCAACAACCCCGCCGCCGAACGCUCUUCUCGACCAUUUUACAUCGGCAGCAAGCGGUCUCUGGCAGCCUAUCGGCAAUCAGGCUGUCGCGAAGAGCGAACACUAAACCAAACUAGAAACCAGAUAAGGUGA